AGACAAGUGGGAAAAAGUGCGUUUGGUGCCCUUUGGACCACAGUUCGGUCUUAAAUCCAGCGAAGCGGCAAGCGACGGACCGUUUCUGCGCUCGACGCUUUCCGACCGCGUUUCCCGAGGCUCGGCCGGUCACGUGAUGGGGGCGUUUUGCGUCACCACGUCACGCGUCGCUGUUUGAAGCCGCACCGGCGGGCGCCAUUUGCUCUUUUCCCCCCCGUUCGUCUCGGCGCCGGUUCCCUGGAGCUCAGCGCAGACAUGGCCGAGGGAGAACCUCAGGUGCAGUUCAAGCUGGUGUUGGUGGGCGAUGGCGGUACGGGGAAGACCACCUUUGUCAAGAGACACCUGACAGGGGAGUUUGAGAAGAAAUACGUCGCCACUCUGGGCGUGGAGGUUCACCCGCUCGUCUUCCACACCAACAGAGGUGCCAUCAAGUUCAAUGUGUGGGACACAGCGGGACAGGAGAAGUUUGGUGGCCUGCGGGACGGCUACUACAUACAGGCCCAGUGCGCCAUCAUCAUGUUUGACGUGACGUCACGUGUCACCUACAAGAACGUGCCCAACUGGCACCGCGACCUGGUGCGUGUCUGCGAGAACAUUCCCAUCGUGCUCUGCGGCAACAAGGUGGACAUUAAGGACCGCAAGGUCAAGGCCAAGAGCAUCGUCUUCCACCGCAAGAAGAACCUGCAGUACUACGACAUCUCGGCGAAGAGCAACUACAACUUUGAGAAGCCCUUCCUGUGGCUCGCCAGGAAGCUCAUUGGUGACCCCAACCUUGAGUUUGUGGCCAUGCCAGCACUGGCGCCCCCCGAGGUAGCCAUGGACCCGUCGCUGGCAGCGCAAUACGAACACGACCUCAAGGUGGCCUCAGAAACUGCGCUCCCAGACGAGGACGACGACCUCUGACCUGCGCUCUGUCGGCCUGUCAUCGGUGCAGCUGCGUACGCGGUCCGGGGUGGGGUGGGGUGGGGGGUUGGGGGCACCAUCUGCUGUAAGGACCACCUGCAAAUUAUUAUUGUUUACACUUUUGUGUUUUGCCUGAAAGUAUUUCUUGUUGCACAGCCACUCACUCACACUGAGUGAAAGGUGAUACAUAUAUGAUACAUAUGAAUAUAUGAUACAGGAAAUCUGAAUAAAAAGUGCAUUUAAUCUU
This is a messenger RNA of Scleropages formosus (Asian bonytongue), 1150 nucleotides long. RefSeq names its product GTP-binding nuclear protein Ran. Gene Ontology annotation, molecular function: GTPase activity; GTP binding. Gene Ontology annotation, biological process: ribosomal subunit export from nucleus; protein import into nucleus. NCBI's taxonomy places the organism in Eukaryota, Metazoa, Chordata, Actinopteri, Osteoglossiformes, Osteoglossidae. The record is from RefSeq and is a predicted model, not a curated record. The transcript is spliced from 7 exons. Bases 256 to 903 code for a protein of 215 amino acids. Gene Ontology annotation, cellular component: nucleus; cytoplasm.